Molecule: messenger RNA, 1062 nt
Organism: Racocetra persica
Lineage: Eukaryota; Fungi; Glomeromycota; Glomeromycetes; Diversisporales; Gigasporaceae
Source: the annotation of a GenBank genome assembly
AUGGUUCCAGCAAACAGAACAGCAAUUCAAAUAUGGAUAAUAUCUCAACUAUUCAAUGUCAUACCUUUAUUCUUUUUAUGCCUCCAAUUUCUUUAUAAAGGAAAACAUUAUACUAUGGCUUGCCUUAGUUUAACCACGAUAUUUGAUUGCAUAAUAAGCGUACCCAUUGCUUUGAAGUAUCAUUUUAUCGACACUAAUUCAGCAAUUUCAACACCUCAAAAUAUUUCAACAAACGAACCGAUUAAUGAUAAUGAUACUUAUUCUACCAAUAAUACAGACAAUGGAUUUUGGAAUGGAACUUCCCCUGAAUUUUGGAAUGGAACUUCAACGGAGAUGUCACUAAUUCUUACCACUGACACCACUAAUUUGGAACCAAUUUGCAUCGUUCAGGCUUUCUUAUUAUAUUCUACACAAUUGAAAGCUCUACGUUCUUUAUUUCUCUGUACAUGUUGUUUUAAUGUGUGCGGCUGUUCAAAACCCAUAUUCCGUCAUCGAACAUCGAUUGCUACUUUUAUUGGUGAACCUAUGCAAAACUCAUCAAGUAACAACGCAACAAUAAUGGUGGAUGAUGGAGGAAAUGGAAAUAUUGAAAUAGAUCCAGAGAUGGAAAUUACAAUUGUUGAGUCACCACCUAGCACUUUCGGAAACUUGAAAAGAACAACAUCAUUCAGUAGAUAUAAAAUAGGGGAUGAUGUUUUAAAAUUUGAUGAAUUUGGAUUGACUCACGUAUUUAGAAGUUAUAGUAUUGGUAAAAAUGGUCGUCACAAUUUUAGAGGGAAUAGUAAAGUAGAUAAAAAUGGCAGUGACAGCACAAUUAAUAGUGUUAAAAGUUUUAAAAGUUUAAAAAGAUUUCUUGAAAAUCAACAAAAUGAUAGAAAUGGAAAUGAAAUAAGACAAAACGGAGGAAAUGAAUACGCGAACGAUGGUAACACAGUAGAAAAUAAAAUCACAAUAGGUUUGACGGACAAUGACCAGAUAAUUUCCGCCACUUUACCUUCUACACCACCACCGCCAUCUAUUCAUUUAACGCAACCUAAAACUCCAGGGUCAAUGAGAAAUUAA